Molecule: messenger RNA, 306 nt
Organism: Habropoda laboriosa
Lineage: Eukaryota; Metazoa; Arthropoda; Insecta; Hymenoptera; Apidae
Gene: Ms
Product: myosuppressin
Exons: 2
Coding region: 4-306 (100 amino acids)
Source: RefSeq, a predicted model, not a curated record
AGAAUGGUCAGCAAAACAAUCGUGAUGCUUUUUUCAAUGGUGACCAUGGCCAUAUUUUACAACAAUGUCUUGGCAGCUUUACCGACUCAGUGCAACCCGGGCUUUCUGGACGAUCUUCCUCCAAGGAUUCGCAAAGUCUGCGCCGCUCUUUCAAGGAUAUACGAACUUGGUUCAGAAAUGGAAAGCUACAUUGAUGAGAAAGAAAAUCACAUAACAGGUUUUCAUGAGAGUAUUCCGUUACUAGACAGUGGCGUUAAAAGACAGGACGUCGAUCAUGUUUUUCUGCGCUUUGGGAGGCGUCGUUAG